AUGUUUCGGCUGGCUCGCAAGAAGUUGUCCCACUGUGGUUCACCCAUUGACCAUCUGGACGAUGUAACCAAGAACAACAUCUUCACACGCGGUGAUUUGGAUUACCGUAAUCUGGUGUUGGACGCAAACUCGGCCUCAUUGUACGUCGGUGCCCGUGGACGAAUCUUCCGAUUAUGGGCUUACAACGUGAACGACACUUCGGAAAACUUGGUUUGCUCUGCUGUUGCUAUGCGGCCAGAGAUUCGUGUACUUGACGCCGUCACCCUACGAGAUCGUCAAGAACCACGAACAGAGAUCGUGUACUCGGGUAUUCGCACGGGUAUGGCCGGUGAAAACCACUUGAUCUAUCGGCCAGCUCUCGUCGACAAGGGAAAGGAAGUGCACUCUAGUCUGCGGAAACCUCAGUUUGUCGGCUCGUUCGAUGUCGGAGAGCAUGUGUACUUUUUCUUCCGCGAAAUCGCCAUAGAGAGCGGAGGACCGGAACGAAGCGUUUAUAGUCGAGUGGCCAGAGUGUGUAAGAAGACAUCGGAGGUCGCGUUGUCUUACGUCAAGUUGGACAUCGUUUCUGAAAGCACGUCUGAAUUGUUCCAUUUCGUCACAGUACCCCUGUUCCAUCAUGGUUUUUUCGUCGAUCCAAAUAGUCCCAAUUGGUUGCCACUACCCGCUGACGCUGUGCCAGAGCAUCGACCGGGAACGUGUGUCUCUAACUCACAUUCGCUGUCUGACUCGGACUUGCACUUUGCAAAAUCUCAUCUCCUGAUGGCCGAACCCGUGUCAGGUGGGAUGCCAAUAUUGGCCACACGAGACGUUAUUUUUACCCACAUUGCAGUCGAUGUACGCAGCGAGCAGAACGUGAUUUUCGCGUUGGAUGGC
Ostertagia ostertagi is the source of this 873-nucleotide messenger RNA. Lineage: Eukaryota; Metazoa; Nematoda; Chromadorea; Rhabditida; Trichostrongylidae. The record is from the annotation of a GenBank genome assembly.